AUUUUCCAUUCACUCUCGCUCUACAAUUUGCCUCCUUGUAACAUUGCAAUUUGCAGGGGCUACGCUACUUCUCUCUUCUCUCGCAGCUCACACACAGGCGAAGCACCUCGGGAAUGCAGUUCGUCCGAAGAUUUCGUGUCCAUAUUUCGUCGACGAUACGAGCAGCAGUGGGUUUAUACGACCAGCCUUACGACUGAGCUAAUAACUGAAUCGGCGAUUGUGUGAAGAGGAGACAUCCGUUUGACCGGGAACUUCGAUUUUUGUUACAAAAAAUCUUUGGAAAUGAGCAACAAGGAAACAAAAACUCGAGUUGCAAAUGCCUUUCGUGCUAUGAAGGCCAUUGGGAUUACUGAAGACAAGGUGAAGCCAGUAUUGAAGAGUUUGCUGAAGUUGUAUGACAAAAACUGGAUCCUUAUUGAAGAGGAAAAUUACAGAGCACUUGCUGAUGCUAUAUUUGAGAGACAGGAAUCAGAGGCAGUAGAGCAGUCAAAGAAGACCAAUGACGCUCAGACGAAGGACUACCCCGAUGAAGAAACUCGUGUAAAUGAAGAACCAGAGCGGCCGCUAAAAAGGUUGCGUCGUGGGCUACGAAAUGGUCAACCUUCCUCCAAUACAACCAUUGAUGACAUGCCUAAAACUCCAUUGAUCAUACCUAAAGAAGAACCAACAGAUCUACCUGAAGCCAUUGUUCCCCAACCAAAUGCUUCAAAAGCCACAGCAGAGUCACCUCAACCUAAGUCCAAUGUUGGAACAAGCCAAUCCCCGGCCAAAAAUAAGGGAAAACAGCCUGUUUACCCCGGACCCUUGAUUACCGAGGGUGGUGAUCCCGGCCACCCAAGUACCACAAGUAGAAGUCAACAGAAUACCCAGUUAAGAACUUAUUCAAGAUCUCAUUCUCAUGCAACGAGACUUAGAGACCGAGGGACAGGAGCUGCCUCCCUUCAAAUUUCACCUACUGAGGAAGGGCCAGUACCCGAGAAUUCUGCUCGAACUGGAUGUCAGAAAGAGCCCAAGGACAAAACCAGCAUUCACGUGUCUCCUGAAAAGGAGAACACAGAAAAUAAUUCUUUAAUCAAGCCAAAAGAUGAGCCACUCACCUACGACACUCCAUGUUCUGUGCCUCCUAGUGUGGUCAAUCAUUCAGACACACCAAAUAGAGGAGAUUCCUCAAGCAGGCAUAGCAUGCCUGUAGAACAUUGUGUCGCUGAACCUUUGGCAUUGGAAUCCAUCAGUGGAAAAGAGCCAAUGGAUGAAAUUCCCACAUUAAAUCAACCAAUAAACAAUAGUGAGAUGGCACUGACUGCACAGGAGUGCUCUUCUAAUGUAGAGAUUGCUUCCUCACCUUCUGGAGAGGUGAAACUCAUGUUGAGCUGCAAAUUGGAUCCUGGAAGGUCCGACUUCCAUAUGCCUAGUCUUGAAGAAGUUCUGAAUUAUGUUAAAGAUAACCAUCUCAUAUCAGCCAAAAGUGCGGAUCCUAAUACUACAGUAAUGAGGAUUAUGGAAGAAAUUUGCGAAUGCUUUUUGAAGUUAGGAGCUGAUUGCAACAGCCAGUCACCAAAGACCAUAGGCAUGGGCCUGACUUUAGAUCCAGUGAGUAAAACUUCUGGUAUAGAUACUCUCGAAGGUGGGGAUUUGUGCGGUAGUUCUCUCAAUGGUCUGGUUGAUACUCAGUCUGUUGCCAAGUUAACUGAUUCCCAGACAUCUGUGCCAGCGUCAUCUUGCAAUGGUACAGGCGUUGUUCCUCAGCCGAACAACAUGAAUGCUGCAGAUAGAGAAACCAAAAAGAACUGUGAUCACGUCACAAAUGCCCCAGGACUGAAUGUUGUUCAGAAACCUACACUGCCUAAUGAAGCCAUCAAAUCACUUCAUGAUGUUGACAUUGCAAAGGGACGAGAAAGAAUCAUAAUUUCUAUAGUAAAUGAAGUCAGUGACGAACUUCCGCCGUCUUUCUACUACAUAUCCCAAAAUGCAGCAUUCCAAAAUGCAUAUCUGAAUUUCUCUCUGGCUCAAAUUAGGGAUAAUAAUUGCUGUGCUACUUGUGACGGGGAUUGCAUGUCGUCAUCUAUACCUUGUGCAUGUGCGCAUGAGAAUGGAGGCGAGUUUGCAUACACCGGCGAUGGCCUUGUUAAGGAGGAGCUUCUUGAGGAAUUUAUUUCCCUUAAACGUAAUCCCACACGACAAUGCCAAUUCUUUUGUAAGCAAUGCCCUUUGGAAAGAUCAAAAUGUGAGGACAUCAUCGAACAUUGCAAAGGGCAUGUCACGAAGAAGUUCAUAAAAGAAUGCUGGCGGAAAUGUGGCUGUAAUAAGCAGUGUGGCAAUCGAGUGGUUCAGAGAGGAAUAAAGUGCAAUUUACAGGUGUUUAUGACUCCUGAAGGAAAAGGCUGGGGUCUACGUACUGUGCAAGACCUGCCCAAAGGUGCAUUUGUCUGUGAGUAUGUCGGAGAAGUUUUAACCAAUGCGGAGCUAUUUGAGCGAGUUCUUAAAAGUCCCGAAGCAGAGAAACAUUCGUAUCCAGUGCUUCUUGAUGCUCACUGGUCUGCAAAAGAAGUGCUGAAAGAUGAAGAGGCUCUUUGUUUGGAUGCUACAUAUUAUGGAAAUGUAGCAAGGUUUAUAAAUCACAGAUGUUUUGACGCAAGCUUAGUGGAGAUACCUGUGGAAGUGGAGACUCCCGAUCAUUCCUACUAUCAUGUUGCCUUCUUUACUACAAGAGAAGUGAAAGCCAUGGAAGAACUCACAUGGGAUUACGGCAUUGAUUUCGAUGACCACGAACACCCCGUGAAGGCCUUCCAUUGCCAAUGCGGCAGCAAGUUCUGUCGCAACAUUAAACGUUACAGCAGAUCUCGGGCUGGCAGGCAAUGAUCUCCGUGGCCGUGGCCGUUAAUUUUUCUCUACUUUGUUAGGUACUAGGGAUGGCAACUGUCAAUCAGGCAUACAUACAUAUAUGGUCAAUCCAAUCCCUGAAUGAGAAACCAUUAUAGUCCUGAGUCCUCUAUUCCAGUUUCUUUGUUCUAUCGUAUUACUACUGAGUGUGUGUUGUGCUGUAUGGUCGUUAGUAAUGUAGCUAUGAAUUGUUGAUGGUAGAAUGUAUGUAGCAGACCUUCUGCGGUGUUUCUUUGGUAGUUCCUAUAAUGAUAGCUUGGUUGCUUCGGUUCA
Molecule: messenger RNA, 3153 nt
Organism: Andrographis paniculata
Lineage: Eukaryota; Viridiplantae; Streptophyta; Magnoliopsida; Lamiales; Acanthaceae
Product: probable inactive histone-lysine N-methyltransferase SUVR2
Exons: 12
Coding region: 283-2859 (858 amino acids)
Cellular component (GO): nucleus
Molecular function (GO): histone methyltransferase activity; protein binding; zinc ion binding
Source: RefSeq, a predicted model, not a curated record